CAGCAUGGAAGCUGCCGGCUUCGCUAUGAGCAAAUUCAAAGAAAGAGGACAAUUUCCCGAAGGGUUCAGAAUCAAGAUCAGCAGAAAUCGACAGAAUGUGAGAAAAGUGUUCAUCGGAGGACUAUCCCUUGAUAUCAGUAAGCAAGCUGUUCUUGAAUAUGUGUCUCAGUUCGGGGAAGUCCUAGAUUUUGAGAUCAAAACUCACCCAGACACUGGACUAUCUAGGGGAUUUGGAUUUGUGCUUUUCAAAGACUGUGCUAGUGUUGAAAAAGUGCUCCAAAUGAAAGAGCAUGAACUGGGUGGCAAGAAAAUAGAGUUUAAAAGGGCUACAGCCGUACCAUCUCCAUCACGCCCAACAAAGGUUUUUGUCGGUGGGUUGAACCCUCUUAUGCCUGAAGAAAAAGUCAGAGAGUAUUUUGACUUAUUUGGAGAGAUUGAGAAUAUUGAGUUUCCGCUGUUUCCAGGAACAAAGAAAAGACGAGCUUUCUGUUUCAUCACAUAUGCUGAUACAAACUCAGUGAGGAAGCUGGUGCAAGACAGAUUCCAUGUAAUUGGCUCCAGAUGGUGUGAAGUUAAAGUAGCUUUACCGAAACAAUAUUCAAAGUCACAGAGCCAGCUGGUAGAAGAUGUUCCAAGUGCUGGGAUAGGUUACCCCGGAGCAGGGCGUGUCCUUAAAGCUAAGCUAACUACUGAUCACGGAGCCAGCCAAAAUGCUUUUGGGGCAAACCAAAAUGUUUUCAGUGCAAACCAAAAUGUCUUCAGUGCAAACCAAAAUGUUUUCAGUGCAAACCAAAAUGUCUUCAGUGCAAACCAAAAUGUCUUCAGUGCAAACCAAAAUGUCUUUGGGGAGACUGGCGGUAGCAGAGGCCUUCCUACAAUGUUUACAUCUUACCCCUUUGUGUCGCCCACUGAAGAAUAUAAUUUCUCUCCUCAAAUGUAUGCAAAUCCCCAGGAUGACUACAGUAAUCAGCAAGUUUUUCAACACUGUGAUGGAAAUAAUCCCCUCAGAUACAACUAUGAAACUUAUGCAUUCAAUCCUGCAUGUACUUAUUAUAAUGCACAAAUAAACCCGGCCUUUCCCUUUGGUAGUGGUUACCAGGGAAUUUAAUAGCCACUCUGAAAUCUGAGGGUGAAGUGGCCACUGAAGAACCACUGGCUCCUGAAAUAAAAAGUUAAAUUACUCAUA
Messenger RNA from Fukomys damarensis (Damara mole-rat), 1186 nucleotides. RefSeq names its product heterogeneous nuclear ribonucleoprotein D-like. Gene Ontology annotation, cellular component: nucleoplasm. Lineage: Eukaryota; Metazoa; Chordata; Mammalia; Rodentia; Bathyergidae. Gene Ontology annotation, biological process: regulation of gene expression. The coding region runs from base 5 to 1108 and encodes 367 amino acids. The record is from RefSeq and is a predicted model, not a curated record. Gene Ontology annotation, molecular function: poly(G) binding; poly(A) binding. The transcript has a single exon.